Cydia fagiglandana is the source of this 1051-nucleotide messenger RNA. RefSeq names its product DNA-directed RNA polymerase II subunit RPB11 (gene Rpb11). The transcript has 4 exons. Gene Ontology annotation, molecular function: DNA binding; protein dimerization activity. The coding region runs from base 86 to 439 and encodes 117 amino acids. Lineage: Eukaryota; Metazoa; Arthropoda; Insecta; Lepidoptera; Tortricidae. The record is from RefSeq and is a predicted model, not a curated record. Gene Ontology annotation, cellular component: RNA polymerase II, core complex. Gene Ontology annotation, biological process: transcription by RNA polymerase II.
UGCAUCAUUUCGGUGCUUAAAUCAUUUUUCUUCGACAAAGUUGCUUUUACGAUCUUCUAAAACAACUAGCAAAUAAUAUAUAACCAUGAACGCACCACCAACAUUCGAAUCCUUCCUUUUAUAUGAAGGAGAACAAAAAGUUCAAAAAGAAGAGGAUACGAAGGUAACAAAUGCCGCAAUAUUUACUGUCAACAAAGAGGACCAUACUCUUGGAAACAUGAUUAGACAUCAACUGUUAAAAGACCCGAAAGUGCUGUUUGCGGGUUACAAGGUGCCCCACCCCCUGGAGCACAAGUUUGUGCUGCGCAUCCAGACCACCUCCGACUACACGCCGCAAGAGGCCUUCAUGAACGCCAUCACCGACCUAACAUCAGAAUUGUCUUUAUUCGAAGAGAGAUUUAAAGAAGCCAUUAAGGAGAAGAAGGAUGGAUUAGAUUAAAAAUGUAGGAAUUAACAUCUUUUAUACCUAUUGUAAGUUUUAAAUAUAUUUCAUGAAUUAAGAAAUAUUUGUAUACUCAAACUCACCCACUUUGUCAGUAGAAAUAGGCGCGAAAUUCAAAUUUUGUAUGGGAAGUUAACUGUUUACGCCUAUAUUUUUUUAAUUUGCCGCCUUUUUAGGGUUCCGUACCCAAAGGGUAAAACGGGACCCUAUUACUAAGACUUCGCUGUCCGUCCGUCCGUCCGUCCGUCUGUCACCAGGCUGUAUCUCACGAACCGUGAUAGCUAGACAGUUGAAAUUUUCACAGAUGAUGUAUUUCUGUUGCCGCUAUAACAACAAAUACUAAAAACAGAAUAAAAUAAAGAUUUAAAUGGGGCUCCCAUACAACAAACGUGAUUUUUGACCAAAGUUAAGCAACGUCGGGAGGGGUCAGUACUUGGAUGGGUGACCUUUUUUUUUUUUUGCAUUAUGGUACGGAACCCUUCGUGCGCGAGUCCGACACGCACUUGCCCGGUUUUUCUACUGACGAGGUUGGUGUGCCAGAGUAUAUUUUUAAGACAACCCAACACUGAACUUGUUGAAUAAUAAUUAGUAAAAUAAAUAAUUUUUCUA